GCGGGGGCUCUGGGAGUAGCCGCUUGGGAGACACUCCGCCAGGCCGUCCCACCGAGGGCCUCAUUUACAUUAUGCAAAAGCCCCACUCUGGCCUCCUCCAGAGAGAAAAUCAGAUCUCCUGCCCUGAGACCGCGGCCACCUCUCCGGAAAUCCACCUGGGAUUUUUUUCUCCUGCAGAAAAAGCUCCAGGUUUGGUGGUUUAAACAAAACCGAUCCUAUUUGCAUACCCUCUGUUUGCAUGCGUUUGUCUUUGGGCUGAAGCCGAACUCAACGAUGAUGCACUCAGAAUUUCAGUAUCAGAAAACUGAGGGCUUGGGGGAGAUCAACUCAAAGCCACCAGGUCUCAUUCGGUAAACUGAGGCCCAGGUAAAAGGUUCUAAAACCCACAACUCCCUGAUAGCAACCCUCCACACCCUGUCCCUCAGGGCCCCCAGAGAAGCUGUGUCCCUGCCUUCCUCUGACCCCCAGAAAUACCAGGGCUCCCUUCCUGAGCCAGGUGAAGCCACAGGCACCAGAGCAAAGACAGAACCCACAACCGUCCAGAGGAAGGGUCAGUGGGUUCUGCCUGGUUUGCAUCUGUGCCUUCACCCUGCCCAGUUCCUGAGUAGGACCGCAGGCCCGGAAGGCCAAGGCAAACAGCCCAGUUCCUCCUACUGGGCUCCAGUCCCACCCCUUUCAUAGGCGUGAAGUUGGGAAGCAUCUGGGCAGCUGCCAUCUAUUCUAUUUAAGCAGCCCAACCUGGUCAGAGGGCACUGCCUGGCCAUGCCGGGCACAGGCCUGUCUGGCCAGCAUGUUACUCCAGGCAGCUCACCUGGUCAGCCUACAGCUGUCCCUUUCCUGCUCCUGGGCUUUCAGCUGCCACAGCACGGAGUCCUCUCCGGACUUCAGCCUGCCUGGGGAUUACCUCCUUGCAGGCCUGUUCCCUCUCCACGAUGACUGUCUGGAGGCGAGACAAAGACCCGUGGUGACCCUCUGUGACAGGUCCCACAGUUUCAACAGCCACAGCUACCACCUCUUCCAGGCCAUGCGGUUCGCCACUGAGGAAAUAAACAACUCCACGGCCCUGCUGCCCAAUGUCACCCUGGGGUACCAGCUGUAUGACGUGUGCUCGGAGUCAGCCAAUGUGUAUGCCACACUGAGCAUACUCAGCAUGCCAGGGACACACGGCAUAGAGAUCCAAGGAGACCCUUUCCACUAUUCCCCCACAGCCGUGGCCAUGAUUGGGCCUGACAACACCGACCAUGCCACCACCGCCGCUGGCCUAUUGAGCCCUUUCCUGGUGCCCCUGAUCAGCUACAAGGCAAGCAGCGUGACGCUCGGUGUGAAGCGGCAAUACCCCUCUUUUCUGCGCACCAUCCCCAGUGAUAAGUACCAGGUGGAGACCAUGGUGCUGCUACUGCAGAGGUUCGGGUGGGUCUGGAUCUCGCUGGUGGGCAGUGACGGCGCGUACGGGCAGCUGGCGGUGCAGGCGCUGGAGACCCAGGCUACCCAGCAGGGCAUCUGCAUUGCCUUUAAGGGCAUCGUGCCCUCUUCUGCACAGCCGGGUGAUGAGAGUAUGAGGAACAUGACGAGAGACCUGGCCCAGGCAAAGACCACCGUCGUGGUCGUCUUUGCCAGCAGGCAGCUGGCCAGGGUGUUCUUUGAGUCUGUGGUGCUGGCCAACCUGACUGGCAAGGUGUGGAUCGCCUCAGAAGACUGGGCCAUCUCCACACACCUAAGCAGCGUGCCCGGGAUCUGGGGCAUUGGCACAGUGCUGGGUGUGGCCAUCCAGCAGAAGAUUGUCCCUGGUCUGAAGGAGUUUGAGGAGGCCUAUGUCCGGGCAGACAAAGGGGUCUGGGGUUCUUGCCCCAGCGGCUCCGGGUGCAGCAGCAACCAGCUCUGCAGAGAGUGCCAGGCUUUCACGGCACAGGAGAUGCCCAGACUUGGAGCGUUCUCCAUGAGCUCCUCCUACAACGUAUACCAGGCUGUCUACGCCGUGGCUCAUGGCCUCCACCAGCUCCUGGGCUGUGCCUCGGGAGCCUGUUCCAGGGGCCAAGUCUACCCCUGGCAGCUUCUGGAGCAGAUCCGCAAGGUGAAUUUCCUUCUACAUGAGGACACUGUGACGUUUGAUGACAACGGGGACCCCCUCAGUGGCUAUGACAUAAUUGCCUGGGACUGGAGUGGCCCCGAGUGGACCUUCCAGGUCAUUGGCUCCUCCACGUGGUCUCCAGUUUGGCUGGACAUAAAUAAGACCAAAAUCCAGUGGCAUGGAAAGGACAACCAGGUACCUACAUCUGUGUGCUCCAGCGACUGCCUUGAAGGGCACGCACGAGUGAUUGUGGGUGGCCACCACUGUUGCUUCAAGUGUGUGCCCUGUGAGGCUGGGACCUUCCUCAACAAGAGUGACCCCCACAGAUGCCACCCUUGUGGGAAAGAAGAGUGGGCACCGAAGAGAAGCCAGACUUGCUUCCCACGCACUGUGGUGUUUUUGACUUGGCAUGAGCCUGUCUCUUGGGUACUGUUGGCAGCUAAUACGCUGCUGCUGGUGGUGGUGGUUGGGACUGCUGGCCUGUUUGCCUGGCAUCUAGACACCCCUGUGGUGAGGUCGGCUGGGGGCAAGCUGUGCUUCCUCAUGCUGAGCUCCCUGGCAGGGGGCAGCUGCGGCCUCUAUGGCUUCUUUGGUGAGCCCACGCUACCCAUGUGCUUGCUACGCCAGGCCCUCUCUUCUCUCGGUCUUGCCAUCUUCCUGUCCUGCCUGACAAUCCGCUCCUUCCAACUGGUCUUCAUCUUCAAGUUUUCUGCCAAGCAACCCACGUUUUACCGUGCCUGGGUCCAGCACCGUGGUGCUGGCCUGUUUGUGGUGAUCAGCUCAACGGCCCAGCUGCUUAUCUGCCUAACCUGGCUUGUGGUGUGGACCCCACUGCCCACCAGGGAAUACCAGCACGGCCCUCAGCUGGUGGUGCUUGACUGCGCAGGGGCCAAGUCACUAGGCUUCACGCUGACUUUCCUCUACAAUAGCCUCCUCUCGGUCAGCACCUUUGCUUGCAGCUACCUAGGCAAGGACCUGCCAGAGAACUACAACGAGGCCAAAUGUGUCACCUUCAGCCUGCUCCUCAACUUCGUGUCCUGGAUCGCCUUCUUCACCACGGCCAGCGUCUACCAGGGCAAGUACCUGCCGGCGGUCAACAUGCUGGCCGCGCUGAGCUGCCUGAGCAGCGGCUUCAGCGGUUAUUUCCUGCCCAAGUGCUAUGUGAUCCUCUGCCGCCCAGAACUCAACAGCACGGAGUACUUCCAGGCCUCCAUCCAGGACUACACCAGGCGCUGCGGCUCCACCUGAACCGCGGGGUCGGGCAGGGCUCAGCCGGGGCGGGGUGCACUGGAAGCCUCCCCUGCCCUGCGGGUCGAAAGUGGAGCGGGGCGCGCAGGGUCUGGGGUGUCCGAGAGGUCUCUGAGCUCCUCAGUUUCGGCUGGGGAAGAGUAAGCCCACGGGAGAGCACAGGCCGGGCUCUGGGCUGCCAAUAAAGAGGUGA
Molecule: messenger RNA, 3509 nt
Organism: Diceros bicornis minor
Lineage: Eukaryota; Metazoa; Chordata; Mammalia; Perissodactyla; Rhinocerotidae
Gene: TAS1R1
Product: taste 1 receptor member 1
Exons: 6
Coding region: 791-3316 (841 amino acids)
Biological process (GO): sensory perception of umami taste; G protein-coupled receptor signaling pathway
Cellular component (GO): membrane
Molecular function (GO): G protein-coupled receptor activity
Source: RefSeq, a predicted model, not a curated record